CACCCACCGCUGUCGUCGCAAAACGACACCCAGAGACGCCACCUUCCUCCUACCGCCGCCAUGGCUUCCGCCUCGCCGUCGCCGGACUCCACCACCGUCUCCGACCACCAUCGGAAAGUGGUCGCGUCCCUCCCUCCCCCUCCGUCCCCGGACAUCGGUGAGAGGCCGACGCAUGCCAGGUUCCUGGUGUCGGACGCAGAGGCGGGGCUCCUCAUCGGCAAGGCCGGGUCCGCCGUCCGCGCCGUGGAGGCCCGCUCCGGGGCCCGGAUCAUGUUCUCCGCCCAAGGCCAGCACCUCCCCGGCACCGAAUGCAGGGUCCUCCUCGUCUCCGGCCUCUUCCGCACCGUCAUGGACGCCGCAGAGCUCAUCCUCGAGAAACUCGUCUGCCACUGCCAGGGUGACAGUGUGACCGAUGGCGGCGCUCAGGCCAGCGUCGUGCUGGUGGUGCCCGACGCCUGCUGCGGCGCGCUCAUCGGCAAAGGAGGACAAGUCAUCAAGUCGUUGGCUCAAGAGUCAAAUGCUGGGAUCAACAUAUCACCCCGUGACAUCUGCUACGGCCAGCAUGAUAGGCUGGUUACCAUUACAGGACAGCUUGACAAUCAGCUGCAGGCCAUAUUUUUUAUACUCUCAGAGUUACUGGAUGUCAUCCACUACUCGUGCUCUGAUGCAGGCGUCAAUUUUUCAAGUUAUCCUGUUUCACCUGUUGGGUGUGAAGAUGGAUAUGUCAAAAGAUACAACAGCAAGCCUACCACGUCCCCGAGAUCAUCUGUCAACAACAGUGAUGAACAAGAGUCUCUCACUAUCACUGUCGCAGACAAGCAUGUCGGCGCUAUCGUCGGCCGUGCCGGGAGGACCAUAAAGGAGAUCGAACAGGUUACCGGCGCAUUCAUCAGGAUCUCGGGCAAGGGGGAUAUCAUACAUGGGACAAAUGACAGCAGGAAGGUGGUGAUCAGAGGGACAUUGGAGGCACUUAAUGCUGCGGAGGCAAUGAUCAUGCAACUGGUCUGCGAUACCGGUCGCCAGCUGGACGGUGGUGACAGGAAGCCUCUCGAGCAACCUAACACAUCCAUGAGGUCGCCCGAUAACAGCAAUGACACUUCUGUCCCUGACAAGCACGUGAGCACUGUCAUCGGCCAAGCUGGGAGGACCAUCAAUAUCAAACAGGCAAAGGCGGAUAUCAUAGCUGGGACUCAUCAUGACAGGUUGUCGGAUGCCGAGCUUGAGAAGUUUGGUCCUUAUUUUCCUCACCUUGUAGACAAGUUCAUAGAUGCGAUCGCCAAGGAUGUGAAAGAAAAAUCAAAUGAUGACAUGGAUUACAAGAGAGGUUAUCAACAACAAACCAUUGAGUAUGCAAACAGUGCACUGAAACGGUAUAACUGUGCCAACAAUAAAACGGCCGGCGACUAUGAACUAGUUGAAGCAAUUUGUAGCUGUGGAAUAAUGGAUACAAAGGGAGUGUAUGGUCAUGCAAACUUCACUGCAAGGAACAACUCGAAUUCAAAAGUUGAUUUCUUCUUCGCGGAGUUAUUUUGGGACAGCAAGAAGGAUAGCCUUGUAACUACAUGUGUAGUUUCACUGGAAGAGGAGGAGAGAGUUGGUGGGUUUCGUGGCAUGGAGGGUAUCAACUACAGGGAUGGAAUGAAUAUACGUGUUGAUCCUCAGCAUUGCUAUGCUUGCCGUGCAGAUUUAAAGCACCCCGUGGAUGGAGGACUAUAUGAGAUUGGCCAUAAAGCAAUGAGCGAGUGCUAUGGUUAUGAUUCUUAAAUACAAUACCAUCUGUAUGCCGCUUAGAAGCGAAGUAUAUACAUACACAUCAUCUGCUUUUUCAAGCUGGGAUUGUUCAAGCUGCUUCACAACUACUAACUUUAUGUUUAGCAAUUCAUAUUGUGAUGCAUGAUUUUUUUUAGCAAGUUC
Molecule: messenger RNA, 1914 nt
Organism: Triticum dicoccoides
Lineage: Eukaryota; Viridiplantae; Streptophyta; Magnoliopsida; Poales; Poaceae
Exons: 13
Coding region: 61-1764 (567 amino acids)
Molecular function (GO): RNA binding
Source: RefSeq, a predicted model, not a curated record